Molecule: messenger RNA, 1445 nt
Organism: Hibiscus syriacus
Lineage: Eukaryota; Viridiplantae; Streptophyta; Magnoliopsida; Malvales; Malvaceae
Product: UDP-glycosyltransferase 87A1-like
Molecular function (GO): UDP-glycosyltransferase activity
Source: RefSeq, a predicted model, not a curated record
AUGGAAUCAUCAACCUGCACAUGUCACAUUGUGGCCGUACCUUAUCCUGGUAGGGGGCACGUCAAUCCGAUGAUGAACCUCUGCAAGCUGCUCUGUUCUAAAAUUCCCACCAUUCUCAUAACAUUUGUUGUCACCGAGGAGUGGUUGAGUUUCAUAGCUUCCGACAGCAAGCCGCUUAACGUCCGAUUUAGGACCAUCCCCAACGUAAUCCCAUCUGAAUUUGUAAGAGCCAACGACUUCCCUGCUUUCUUGGCAGCUGUGCUCACCAAGAUGGAAGCUCCAUUUGGGGAGCUCCUUGAUCGCCUUGAAGUUGAACUCCCAGUCACCGCCAUUAUAGCUGAUACCUAUGUGCCUUGGACGCUACAAGCGGGGCAACGGAGGAAUAUUCCGGUGGCCUCCCUUUGGACCAUGUCCGCUUCUAUCUUGUCCAUUUUUCACCAUUUUAACCUCUUCGUCGACAACCACCAUUUCCCUGCUGAUUUAUCAGAGAAGGGAAAUGAACUUGUGGAUUACAUCCCUGGGCUUACCACACGUUUAGUAGAUUUACCAUCAAUUUUAUGGGGAAAUAGCCGGCAAGUCUUGAACCUUGUUCUGGAUUGUAUUUCAACAAUGCCUAAAGCACAGUAUCUUCUCUUCACCUCUGUCUACGAACUUGAACCCCAAGUCAUUGAUGCUUUGAAUGAAAGGUUACCUUUUCCCGUCUAUGCAAUCGGCCCUAGCGUGCCUUACCUAGACCUGAAAGAGCAUUCUUCAACAACUACCAGUCUUAAUGGUCAUGACUACCUUCAGUGGCUGGAUUUGCAGCCUAAAGGUUCGGUAGUCUAUGUAUCCAUGGGAAGUUUUCUAUCAGUUUCGGCUGCCCAAAUGGAUGAAAUUGUAGCUGGGGUGCAAGAUAGCGGGGUUCGCUACUUGUGGGUGUCACGCGGUGACACUUCACGAUUCAAAGACGGCUGUGGUGAUCGAGGACUAGUUAUUCCGUGGUGUGAUCAGCUGAGGGUGCUAUGUCAUUCUUCUGGGGGAUUUUGGACUCAUUGUGGGUGGAAUUCCACUCUUGAGGCUGCAUAUGCUGGUGUUCCGACGCUGACCUUUCCCUUAUUUAUGGACCAGCCUCCUAAUAGUAAGCAAAUGAUAGAGGAUUGGAAGAUUGGGUGGAGAGUGAAGAAGAACAAGGUAGGUGAAGGUGAACAUUUGGUGAGGAGAGAUGAAAUUGCAGAGCUUGUGCGGAAUUUUAUGGAUUACGAGAACAAUGAGCAAAGGGAAAUGAGAAAAAGGGCUGCAAAACUUGGAGAAACAUGUCGAAGAGCAAUUGCGAAAGGCGGAUCCUCAGAUAUUAACAUAGAUGCUUUCGUCAAGGACAUCUUAGAAAGGCGUGCUCGUUAGCUUGUCUUAGUUGUUUACUUAUUUGUUGUUCCACACUGCUCGGUGGUGCUGGUGAUUUCAAUUUG